ACUCUUCAGAAUAAGAGGAGGCCUCGAUCUGGCUUUUCAGCUACCAACUGCUAAUGGAUGUCUUCCUGCUUCUGAUUUGGACUGCUGCCAUAAACAAAGAUAAAGAAUUCCAGAGGAGGAAAUGCAAUGAGUUGCGUUGGAGAUUUUUAGAUGCCAGUGGGUCAUUAAGUGCAGAUUCCCCACAGACAUUUGGUUGAGUCUGAAACUUAGGAAAUUUUUAUCAAGAAGGCACUAAAACGUGUAUUGAGUGACCUGUCAAAAAAGCUUUCUUCAAAUGCACUUGUAUUCAGAAUUUGCCACAGUUCAGUGUAUAUAUGGCCUAAUAGUGACAUAAACACCAUUCCAGGAGAACUGACUGAUAGCUCUGCUUGUAAGAGCAUAAUGCGCUUUAUUCAAUCUGAGCAAGAAGAAGAUACAAAACGAAAAUUCUUGAGGAAAAAAGACAAGAAGUUAUCAGACAUGCAUCAAAUAGUAAAUAUAGAUCUUAUGCUGGAAAUGUCAACCUCUCUGGCUGCCGUGACUCCCAUCAUUGAAAGGGAAAGUGGAGGACAUCACUAUGUUAAUAUGACCUUGCCAGUCGAUGCAGUUCUGUCUGUUUCUCCAGAAGAAACAUGGGGAAAAGUUCGUAAACUUCUUGUGAAUGCAAUUCAUAAUCAGCUAACUGAUAUGGAAAAAUGCAUUUUGAGAUAUAUGAAAGAAACAUCUAUUGUGGUUCCUGAACCACUGCACUUUUUAUUACCAGGGGAAAAAGGUCUUGUAACAAUUUCAUAUCCAUCAGGAAUUCCAGAUGGUCAUCUGCAGGCCUAUAGAAAGGAGUUACAUGAUCUCUUCAACCUGCCACAUGACAGACCUUAUUUCAAAAGGUCUAAUGCUUAUCACUUUCCAGAUGAGCCAUACAGAGAUGGUUACAUUAGAAAUCCACAUACUUAUCUUAAUCCACCUAACAUAGAAGCUGGUAUGAUUUAUGUGGUCCAGGGCAUAUAUGGUUAUCAUCAUUAUAUGCAGGAUCGAAUAGAUGACAAUGGCUGGGGCUGUGCCUACCGAUCACUGCAGACUAUCUGCUCUUGGUUCAGACAUCAGGGAUACACAGAGAGAUCCAUUCCAACACACAGGGAAAUUCAGCAGGCUCUAGUUGAUGCCGGUGACAAACCAGCAACAUUUGUCGGAUCACGGCAAUGGAUUGGAUCUAUUGAGGUACAGCUGGUACUAAACCAAUUGAUUGGUAUAACUUCAAAAAUACUGUUUGUCAGCCAAGGUUCAGAAAUGGCUUCACAAGGACGGGAACUGGCUAAUCAUUUCCAGACUGAAGGCACUCCAGUAAUGAUCGGAGGAGGAGUAUUGGCCCACACGAUACUAGGAGUUGCAUGGAAUGAGACGACAGGGCAGAUAAAAUUUCUGAUUCUAGAUCCACAUUAUACAGGUGCUGAAGAUCUGCAAGUUAUUCUGGAAAAGGGCUGGUGUGGAUGGAAGGGCCCAGACUUUUGGAACAAGGAAGCUUACUAUAACCUAUGUCUUCCUCAGCGACCAAAUAUUAUUUAAAUUAUCUUGGACUCAAAGACUGUAGUAAAGUGAGUGGUAUUAUAAACUUUUUAAUUAAAAAAUUUAAUUUCAGAGGAAAUCAUGAAUAUAACUACUGCACAGUUUAUUCUUUAGACAUUCCUUUAAUAACAUAAAAGGACAACAUGUACAACCAAAAUAUUAUAGGCAUGUAAAUACAUGUAUUCUUAAAUGAUCUCUUCACUUGGAAGAAAGUUUUCCUCCUUCUCAGGAGUUUAGCCAAAAGCCAUCACUUGUAGAUCUGCAUGGAAUGAAUUCCUUCUUCAGACCUCUUCAUAACCAACAUGACAUCUGUUUUCAAAAAAUACGUUAACAUUAAAAACAUUUUUUAAAAAAUGUUUUCUCCCCCAAAUUUCCACCAUGCCAAAUAAAUGUUAGACUCUAGUAGUAGUAACUGUAACCACUAUUAAAAUAUGAAUGAAGAAACAAUAUUAGAAAUAAGAAUAAUAAUACUUAAGUGAAACAAUAAAUUCUAUGCUAGAAAGAGAUUCUUGAGCGAGAAAGGAAGAAUCAGCUAUAAGUCACUUACCAGCACCUCCUUUUCCCAUUUGUAUUUUCUGUGCUUCCAAAACUACGUUUCUGUCUGACCACUGGAACACAGUGAUCCCCAUCAGAUUGUUCACUUGAUUUUAUUAUCUGCAUACAUUUAAUUGUUGUAAGAAACUUGGCACAUUCUGGGAAUCCACAUGACCAAGCAAGAUCUUCAGCUGUUUGCCCAUUCUUAUUACAUAAACUGAAAUUAGACAAAAAUUGAAUUAAAUAAAAAUUGAUAAUUGUUUAGUCUUUUUAUAUCUUUCUAACAAAGGCAUUUGGGGGCUUAUACCAAGGUUCGUUGCAAAAUAGAAGCAGUAUUAGACUGGAGGUGUGUAGCUGAGUGGAGGCCCUAUAUUCAAUCCCUAGCUGGCAUGUGCAGGCGCAUGUGCUUGCACGUGCACACACACAAAAGAGGUAAAGGACACUGAGGGAUGCUUGUUUUUGUUCGCUGUUGUAUCCUUAGUGGCUAGCAGAUUCAGCCCAGAGUGGACAUUCCAUUGUAUUUGUAUUUCAGUAUUGUAUUUCAUUGUUGAAUGAAUGCAAGAGUAUUUGGUGCCUAAUACAAAAAUACCCAAAUGUAGUCAAUGAGGAAAAGUGUAAUACUGCAGUGCUAUAAAGAACAGAAUUGCAUCUAUUAGUACUUAGGAUCUAUUUUUUAUUUACUCCAAUUUAAAUAACAUUACCAUUUAAAUAACAUUACCAAUUAGUCAAGCAUUAUUUUCAAAAGCACAUGUACUUAAGCUUGAGGAGUCUGGUUACUUCAGUCCAAGAAAACAAAAUUUGAAGCCAGUGAUUUUAUUUUAUACUUACUCAAUUUGGGCAUCACCAGCUACAAGGAGGCUAAGGCAUUCCAGGCUUCCAACUUUUGCUGCCUUGUGGAGUGGAGCCUCUCCCAAAACAUCCUUUAGGAUAAGACAGCACAUUUUAGAGUCCCCAAAACACUUUCCAUAUACGCUAUUAAGUGAAGUCUAAUAUUAACUAUUUGUGGAAGUCAGUCAGAAUUUCAUUACCUGGACUGAAUUCUUAAAUUUAAAAACUUUUCCCUUACCAUGCUAUUUAGUACAAAGUUCUCAUUAAUAAAAAAAUGUAUGUAGCCACAUCCACACACUAAAAUUUAAAUAAAUACAAAGAAAAUAAGUUCUACAGAAGUCAAAAAAGUUCACAAUUUAAGAUCUGUAGGAAACUAUAAUGGUUGUGAGCAUGCCUCCUGAAUAUUAUUUAAAUUGCUAUAUGGAAGCUUUUAGAAAUGUAGCAAUUCUUUUGAAAUAAACCACAAACCUAUGUUAUCCAAUGUAAUAGCUAAUAGACACUGAUGGCUAUGAAAUGUAAUGCUAGAUUGAACUGAGUUUGCUGUAAGAGUAAAAUACACCCGGAUUGUGAAAAAGAAAAUGUAAAACGGUUCGUCAAUUGUUUUAUAUUUAUUACACAGUGAAAUUAUACUUCAGAUAAAUCAUGUUAAAUGACAAAAAUUAACCUCGUUUCAUUCUACUUUAAUAUAGAUACUAGGAAGUUUUAUAUAUGUAUCUUGCAUGAUAUUUCUGCUAUAGCCAUGCUACAGAUACGUCUAUAACAAUUGAAACAACUGAAUGUUCUGGCAAUUAGGAAAUGUUUGCGGAUUUGGGGUGGAGGGGAGGGCUGUAUACACAGCAACAAUCAGUUACCUAGUUACCUGUUGGUUGAGAUCAGCACCUGUCUGCAGCUGCCAGAGAAGAAAACAAGCAAAGCCGCCACCUGCAGCUAAGUGGACAGGCGACUGCUCACAAGGAUCUGGGGGUGCGUUGACAGAAGCCCCCGCCUCCAGCAGAUACUUCAGGCUGUCUACCUGUGGGAAAAGAACAGAUUCAAUACCUCUCUUCCCUUCGUUCAGUCCUGAGACCUCCAGGAGUGGCAAUCUUCCCCACAGCAAAAAAAAAAAAAAAAAAAAAAAACCUUCUAACUCCGACAAAACUUGAUUUAGCAGCGCUCAGUAAUAAGUUCCUGUCAGUCUCGCUAGCGCUCCAGAGAAGACAUAUCUGGUUAACUAUAGCCUGCAGGGACUAAAGGGUCCAAGUCUCACCUCCGGAUUGCAAUCGAGCAACAGCAUCUCCAACCUAAAGCAGAGAACUAGAGUCUCUAGGAGUGCAGAGCGGUGGGACACUUGCUGCAGCCUGGCAGGUGAGUGCAAUGGGCCGCCCAGGUGCCAGAGAAUUUAGAGACUGCCAGGGCUAGAGGGCGGGUCCCUUGCUGCCGCGCCCCAGCAGCCUAAUCCCCAGCUGCCGGAACUUUACCAGCCCUGCUGCUGCAUCUGCACGUACACAAACAUUGACACGUGCGACCCGGAACCCGACAAAACAGGCUGAGGAGGGUGAAGUGGCAGUAAGUGGGGGUCUGCUAGCCGAUUGGCCGUGCCGGGCCGCACUGGAUCCGCCCGCUUCGGGGCGGAGCCCUGGGCCUCCCCAGAGAGUCCCAAUACACGCGCGCCGAGAAGGAAGAGGGUGGGGAGAAUUUCAACGCCCGUUGCGUUCUGCGGCGGCCAUGAGACUUGCACAGAUUGACACGUAGGCUGCCACCGUGCCAAACCUUAAUCCCUCUGGAGAAGCGGCAGUCGUGGGUGAAAGUUUUGGUGUCUGCGUGCACGCACGUAACCAGGAAAAGAGGGAACUAUAAGAAGCACUCCGCCUACGCCGCCCUGGAAGCCGUUACGUGCGGUGUUGGCGCGGCGCCCGUCUCCCCACCCCACCCCCAGCUCCGGAGGAAGGAGAGUUCCCUCUGCCCGGGGUCAAUCAGCCUCGUCCCGGCACGCCCGGGCCAUUUGGGAAGGAAAAGCCAAGACUAGGGCCAUUGGAGGGCAGCCUAACGUGAAUCCAAGGGCUAGCUUUAACCGCAGGAACUGCCAUUUUCCAAAAUUAAAUGAAUCGUCAGGCGAGGCCCCGGGGGUUUAACGUGAGACCGUGCCCACAGUGGGACUUCUGUGACGUGACCCCUGGUGCAGAGCUGAAGUCGCUACUGGACUCCUCGCCUGUUAAAAUCAGCGUCCAAGCACCUCAGAAAGGGGCUUCUGAGGGCCGCACGAAGGAGGAAACGUGAUUGCCUUCACCCUGGUGAUCCGGACAGUUCUAGGAGACCUGGGUCAUUGGACAGCCAAGACAGGGGUCUCUCAUUGCUGGCAGGGCUUACUGUAACCCUGGGGUUGAAAUGGCUGUCUUGGGGCUCUUUAUACUCUUUAGCUCGAGUCAUUCCCCUUUGUAAAACUUUAGAAACCAAGGAACUUCAAAUUUAGCCACUGACAUCCUGUCUCUUUCUUGACUGUCUUGCCAUUAAGUCAGAAAGAUUUCAGACAUGUGGCUCAGAGUAGCAGGCAUAAGUUUAUUAAAGGGUUAGGAAAAGGGAAAAAGAACACUGAAAAGGGAGAGAGUGGAUGCUCUCAGGAGGGGACCGUGUGCUUCUGCACUGGAGUUCAGCGGGGAAUUCCUUAGAAGUUUUCAGAGAGCUCCACCCAGGUCCAGCUCUUGACUGACAACUAGAUGACAUCAGCCUUUGAAGUCUCCACUGCCCUGACAGCUCUAGGUUACUUUGGCCCAUGCCGACCUGUUCUAUUUGAUUCUAAUUCUUACAGAUUUAAUGGUUAGGAGGAAUUAUCUAUCUCCUUGAGUUUCAGGAUCUGGUCUGUGAAAAGGGAUCACAAAAGUCUCCCCCUUCUCAGUAACUUGGAAUCCUCUUAUCGACAUUAUUUUGGAUCUGUAUUUCUCUUGCAGAUAACAGGUAGUUUGCCAAGGAAUAUGACAUAAUCUUGUCCUCUUAAGCCAGGCAGGGCUGCGGGAAAAUUGCUUCUUGGAAAAUAAAGAAUGUGGGAGUCAGUGGUAGCCCAUUUUAUAGAAUUAUUCCCUUAACCUCAUGUUCUGGCCAUUUGAAUCUGUCUGCCCCCAUCAGCCAUAUAUUUCUUCCCUCUCAAAUCUUCAGGGAUUCACUUCUAUCUAGAAGGACUGAAAAAUAGAUGUGUUUGUAAUGUUUUUAGGGGAUUAUCUCACUGUCUUGGAAAGAGUGAUUUUUCAGUUGUAAUUUUUGUUAAAGUAUAUUAUUUGUAAUAGGAGCCAUAAAAUAAUUUGCAAUAAAUUGAUGUUAUUAAACUUGUGCAGUAAGCCAGAGAGUAGUUUUAAACAUUUUAAUUCAUAUGAAUCUUUGAACUUAAAUUGGUAUGUAUAUUUAACUAAAUAUAUGUAUAUAUGUUUGGUACUGGAAAUUGAACUCAGGGACACUUGAUCACUGAGCUACAUCCCCAACCCUAUUUUGUAUUUCAUUUAGAGACACUAAGUUGCUUAGCGCCUCGCUUUUGCUGAGGCUGGCUUUGAACUCUUGAUCCUCCUGCCUCAACCUGGGAUUACAGGCGUGCACCACCACACCUGGCCUAUAUGUAUACUUUUGAUAUUUAAUUAUCCAUGGUACCUUUUAAAUAGCACUGCAGAAAUACUGUCAGAGAUGUGGCAAACACGUACCCAUAUUGCCAAUUUCCUUUUUCUCCUGUUUGUUAAUUAGAUAAAUAUUCUAAAAGAACAUGUAAUUAAGCUUCAGGUUUGCACAUAUGUUCAUUUUUAGAAAUUCCUAUUAGAAAGUUGUCAUCACAGAAGUUCUUGAGAGUUCUAAACAUGUAUCAUGCCAUUAACUUACAUAAUGGAAUAUAUAUGUGGUGAAAGUGCCUACACAUUGUAUCCUUUUUUAAAAAAAGAUUAUGUUCAGCAUGCAUUAAAUCUGGUAAUUAUUUUAAAAUUCCUUUUAUAUGUGUCAGUUUUUCAGGGAAAGGGAAUUUUGUACUUGUUGCAUCUUUUUUUUCCUUUUCUCACUGAAUACUUAUCUAUUUACAGAAAAAAAUUGGUAAGGCUUUGAGAGAUUCAAUAAACUUGUCUAAAGUCUUGGCAAUAAAUUAAGGGAUAGAGCUGUAAUUUGUGCUCAGUUUGACUUUAGAGCCCACAUUCUUAUCACUCCUAUACAACUUAGAGAAUUGAUCAUCUUUGGCAAAUUGUUACUAAAUUUGACUUUAAAGCAGAAGAUAUCUUCUAGAAAAUUAUUAUAAUUGAUUGAAAAUGUUUUCAUUUAAUAAUGGCUGUUAAUGUAGCUUCGUCCCUGGAAUUUUAUCUCCCACAGUGCUUAGCCUAAUGCCUACAAUUCAAGAAAUUCCUUUUGAGUAAAUGAAUGAAUAUGUGUCCAUUGGUGAAAAUUAUAAAAUAUAAGUGGAACAAUAAA
Molecule: messenger RNA, 7308 nt
Organism: Sciurus carolinensis (gray squirrel)
Lineage: Eukaryota; Metazoa; Chordata; Mammalia; Rodentia; Sciuridae
Gene: Ufsp2
Product: UFM1 specific peptidase 2
Exons: 12
Coding region: 382-1539 (385 amino acids)
Source: RefSeq, a predicted model, not a curated record